Molecule: messenger RNA, 597 nt
Organism: Zingiber officinale
Lineage: Eukaryota; Viridiplantae; Streptophyta; Magnoliopsida; Zingiberales; Zingiberaceae
Exons: 3
Coding region: 1-597 (198 amino acids)
Source: RefSeq, a predicted model, not a curated record
AUGCCGAAGUUCGUAAAGUUCUUAAAGGGUAUCUUAUCUAACAGGAGGCAGAAGGGCGUCUUCGAGACCGUAGCAUUAACAGAGAAUUGCAGUGCUCUCCUUAUGGCAAAUUCUCCACCAAAACUUCAGGAUCCAGGAAGUUUCUCCAUACCGUGCAAGAUUGGAUCUGAGCUGAUACCGAGAGCUUUCUGCGACUUGGGGGCUAGCGUUAGCCUAUUUCCGUACUCUAUAUGCAAGAAGCUGGGCCUUCAGAACAUUAAACUGACCACUAUGGCACUGCAACUAGCUGACCAUUCAUCUGGAGCCAUCAUCGAUGUAAAAAGUCACAAAUUAUCCUUGGAGAUCGGCAAAGAAAAGAUCGAGUUUGACUUAUCUGAUUCCUCCAUCAGCAACCCCUCUUCUCAGGACAAUUCUAGCAAGAUCAACAUACACAAAGUCGAGGAGUGCAGUGUCCAUGAGAGUUCCCCUCCAGCGAGCAACAAGAAGUACAUUUUUCCUGCACGAGCGAAACUGAAGGAUGUGCAGAGCCUCCACGAGCUGGCCAUGAGCAUUUCAUGGGUGUGGAGGCGUCAGAGGGAUCGAGAGAGCGAAAGGUGA